AUGCUAAUGAACUCCUGGUGCAGCCUGGUGACCUUCAUUGUGCAUCUGAAACAGAAGGCUCAGGUGCCCCCAGAAGUAACCAUUGCUCUCCUGGCUGAAGAUGGGCACCUGGUGAGGUUGGAAGAGGGGAUGGUCCAGGCCCCUUCCAUGGCCUGUUCCCUGCUGCAGGAGCAAGGGACCUAUGUCCUGGUACAGAUCAUUAGAGGGAAAGAUGGGGCUCCCACCCACUAUGAGUCUCUACUGGACAACCUAGAUGACCAAUACCCAGAGUUAGCAGAGGAGCUGUGCUGGCUCUCCGGCUUGCCAGGCACAAGCCACAGUCAGAGAAGACGCACAGGCAUUCGGUGUGGCCACCGGGAACAAGGUCCCCCUUCAAGGUCUCGGAGGGUGACCUCCCUCCCAUCAAGAAACCGCUAG
Messenger RNA from Arvicola amphibius (Eurasian water vole), 417 nucleotides. It is a transcript of the gene C9H22orf15, whose product is annotated as chromosome 9 C22orf15 homolog. The record is from RefSeq and is a predicted model, not a curated record. The coding region runs from base 1 to 417 and encodes 138 amino acids. Lineage: Eukaryota; Metazoa; Chordata; Mammalia; Rodentia; Cricetidae. The transcript is spliced from 4 exons.